AUGGUCAAAAAGGUUGUCGCCGCAUUGCAAGUGGGUACUUUGCCGGGAGGCACUCAAGCUACACUUGACAACAUUUUAUCUUAUGAAGAGGAGAUUAAGAAAAAGAAUGUCUCUCUAGUGGUCAUACCAGAGGCCACAUUGGGUGGAUAUCCAAAAGGAUCAAAUUUCGGAACAUAUCUGGGAUAUCGCUUAGAUUCUGGCAGAAAGGAAUUUGCCAAAUACUUUUCUCAAGCCAUUGAGGUUGGAUCUGGUGACGGUUUUCCAGAAAUUAAUAAGUUGUGCAAACUUGCUAGGAAUACGGGUGCUUUCAUAUGCUGCGGAUGUGUUGAACGUGAUGGAUCGACUUUGUACUGUACCAUGGCCUACAUCGAUCCAAAAGCCGGUUACGUAGGAAAGCACAGAAAGCUUACUCCCACAGCCACCGAACGUUUAAUCUGGGGACAAGGCGAUGGGUCUACGUUGACAGUAGUUGAUACUAAAGUCGGUAAAGUUGGUGGCGCAAUUUGUUGGGAAAACAUGAUGCCCUUGCUGAGACAAACGAUGUACGACAAAGGAGUCGAAGUUUGGUGCGCUCCCACGGUGGACCAGAGGCCUUUAUGGACGGUUGUGAUGCAAAACCUUGCUUAUGAGGGGCGAUUGUUUGUUGUGAGUGCAGUGCAAAUAAUGCAAGAUGCAACUGCCAUGGGUCUAGGGGAAGUAGUUGACGAAACAACGGGGCGCAGAAAAUUACCUGGUCUUGAUUCCUGUGAGGGUAAUUGCAUUGACGGAGGUAGCGUUAUCGUGAACCCUUUUGGUGAGAUAAUUGCUGGGCCUCUGCGAGGCACAGAGGGAUUGCUUACGGCAGAAAUCGAUACAGACCUGAUAGUACAAGCACGCUACGAACUUGAUGUUGUCGGUCAUUAUUCGAGGGGGGAUGUCUUUCAGCUGAGUGUCAAUGAGACUUCUCAUGGUGUUAAGUACACUACUUAA
Messenger RNA from Lachancea lanzarotensis, 969 nucleotides. RefSeq names its product LALA0S14e01926g1_1. NCBI's taxonomy places the organism in Eukaryota, Fungi, Ascomycota, Saccharomycetes, Saccharomycetales, Saccharomycetaceae. Gene Ontology annotation, molecular function: catalytic activity. The transcript has a single exon. The coding region runs from base 1 to 969 and encodes 322 amino acids. The record is from RefSeq and is a predicted model, not a curated record.